Drosophila ficusphila is the source of this 2037-nucleotide messenger RNA. Its product is annotated as STAM-binding protein-like A. The transcript is spliced from 5 exons. Bases 222 to 1484 code for a protein of 420 amino acids. NCBI's taxonomy places the organism in Eukaryota, Metazoa, Arthropoda, Insecta, Diptera, Drosophilidae. Gene Ontology annotation, cellular component: membrane; endosome. The record is from RefSeq and is a predicted model, not a curated record. Gene Ontology annotation, molecular function: K63-linked deubiquitinase activity; protein binding; metal-dependent deubiquitinase activity. Gene Ontology annotation, biological process: protein K63-linked deubiquitination.
GUUGGGAAAACAGCUGUUUCCAGCUUUUUCAGAGGACGCCACCUGCGUAAUUAUGAGUAAUUCUUCACGACAGAAGAUUGCGGAAUAGCAGCAAACUGGCAGCCGAGAUUGCGUCCAAUCCCCGCGACCAAUAACCCAGGACAGCAGCCAAAGGAAUUCCACAGAACAGGGUAGGGGCAACUCGGGAACUGAGAGCUGGCGUUGCAGGAGCAAGUGAAACCAUGUCAAAGGCUGUGAAUAACAUGAGCAUGGGCGUCGUGGAACCCCAGGAGAGGAUGAAGCACCUGACCCACUGCGGCAACCUCAUCGAGGUGGACAAAAACAUGCCCGUUACGCGGUAUUAUCGCUCUGGCACCGAGAUGCUGCGCAUGGCCAAUGUUUACCAGCGGGAGGGCAACCACGAGAACGCCUUCAUCCUGUACUUGCGCUACAUGACCCUCUUCAUCGAGAAGAUCCGCCAGCAUCCGGAUUACGGCAACGUGAAGGCCGAGGUGCGCGACAUCAACAGGAAGAUUAAGGACGAGAUCAUGCCCACAACGGAAAAGCUGCGCGCCAAGCUGUUGGCUCACUACCAAAGAGAGUACGAGCAGUUCCUGGCCAGCAAGGAGGCGGAAAGGGUCAGGGAACUGGAGAGGGAGAAGGAGCGGGAGAGGGAGCGCCAGCGGCAGAGGGAGAGGGAGAAGGCGGGGUCGAGUGGCAUCCCGUCUCUUAUCCCGGCCAACCUGCACGUGCUCAUCGACGAGGGCAACCAGCCGUCGGCUCCGGAUCUGAGCCUGCUCGACCAGGUUGUCUACCCCAAUGACUUCCCCACGGGCGCCAACCGUAGUCUGCCGGGAUCGGGACUCCUGCUCCCUGCUGCAAGUGAUGCAGUCGCCGAUAAGUCAACCAACUCUAAGCCUAGCUUCGAUCGCAACCAGAAGCCGGCGUACAACCGCUCGGACUCUCUGCUGGCGGGCUCCUUGCGCCUCGUUCACGUGCCCGGGGACACCAUGGAAGUGUUCCUGAAACUGGCUCUUGCCAACACCUCGAAGAACAUCGAGACGUGCGGAGUGCUAGCGGGUCAUCUGUCCCAGAACAAGCUGUACAUCACGCACAUCAUCACGCCGCAGCAGCAGGGGACUCCGGAUAGCUGCAACACGAUGCACGAGGAGCAGAUAUUCGAUGUGCAGGACCAGAUGCAGCUGAUAACGCUGGGAUGGAUACAUACCCAUCCCACCCAGACUGCGUUUUUGUCCUCUGUUGACCUGCAUACGCACUGCUCCUAUCAGAUCAUGAUGCCCGAGGCACUGGCCAUCGUGUGUGCCCCCAAGUACAACACCACUGGUUUCUUUAUACUCACGCCACAUUAUGGAUUGGACUAUAUCGCCCAGUGUCGGCAGUCGGGCUUUCAUCCGCACCCAAACGACCCGCCGCUGUUCAUGGAGGCGCAGCACAUUCGAAUGGACAACCAGGCCAAGAUCAAAGUCAUCGACCUGCGCAGGUAGUCGCUUAAAACCAGAUCAGAACCCAGCAGAUCCAGCAAUAGCUCCAAUUUCGGGUGUCAAACAGUGAUUAACCAUGGAAAUUACAGAGAUUUAGGCAGUUAGAGAAAGAGUAACUAUUUUCGGCAAACAGAGAGAAAUGUAUUUUUGCAAGCUGUUGAUCCCCGAGGAUCGUCUACACAUCACUUUUAGCACUCGGCGGCAUUUGUUGUUGUUUAUUGCGUUCCGGCUUUUCCGUUCGUUGCAUUAUUUCACUUAAGAACCCCAAUGUGAUUUUCAAUUGUGGCUUACCCUUGCGUUCGUUACUAUCUACUAUAUAUAUUUAAUAUGUUAGGCAGAUGUCCGGGGUUCCCCGACACCCACUCUCGCCCUUACAGCUUACUGUGCAAACUAUUCGCGGCGCUCCGAAAGGAGUCGUGUCCUUCUAUGGCUUACUACUUGCAAUAACCUGUUGUUCAAAAAGGAAUCAUCAUGAUACGCUAUUAUUAAACUGUGCAUGCUUACCUAUUGUACUAAAAAGAAUAAAUAUUUAUGACUACUGGUUUAUGGUUGGCCA